This is a messenger RNA of Eurytemora carolleeae, 885 nucleotides long. It is a transcript of the gene bug, whose product is annotated as thioredoxin domain-containing protein 15. The record is from RefSeq and is a predicted model, not a curated record. The coding region runs from base 1 to 885 and encodes 294 amino acids. Gene Ontology annotation, biological process: cilium assembly. Gene Ontology annotation, cellular component: cilium. The transcript is spliced from 4 exons. Lineage: Eukaryota; Metazoa; Arthropoda; Copepoda; Calanoida; Temoridae.
AUGAGCGUUGCCGAGGUUGAAGAGUCGGAGAACAGUAUUCAACCUCAGAACAAGAGCUCGAACCCUGAACCUAUCAGUGUGGGAGAUGUACUCAGAGACUUUGAGCAAACCAUCCUUGAUAUUGAGAAGAAUUCUACCGAGUUUGCAGACCUGGAGAUCCUGGACGGGUUAGACUCUGGGGAUAACAAGGACGGGGAGGAGUUGGAGGAGACAGAGGAGAGCUUGAUAAGAAACCUAUCCAUGAGCAAUGUAAAGUACAAACCAAAAUUAAACUGUAUCCUCUUGAACAAAACAGAUAAUGUUGAACCCACUGUUCAUAUCCAGAACGGUACUGAGCUCUUGGUUCGGGUUGGUGAAGAGUUUGAUCCGAAUGUUACAAACCGAACCUUCCCUGGCAUCUGCUCAGUGACAAUGUUCUUCACGACCUGGUGUGAGUUCAGCGCCGAGGCUGCUCCCUUCUACAAUGCUCUACCCAGAUUCUUCCCGGGGAUUAAUUUCUAUGCAAUAGAUUCAACUAAUAACCAGAAUAUAUAUGCUCAGUUUGGAGUUAUUGCUCUCCCAACAGUUCUACUUUUCCACAACAGUAAGGCUCUGUAUAAGAUAAAUAAUACUGAGCAGAGUUUGGAUAAAUACCUGGAUUUUGUCUCUCACUUCACCGGUAUAAAACCUCUCAACCUCAGCCUGGAGCUCACGGACUCAGAGCAACAAGGUCCUGUUCCAACUGUUGCCGUGAAGCAGUUCAACUACUUCCUCCUCCUAGCCUACUUGUUCCUGGCGGUGUGUGGGCUAGCGGAGCUUAGUAAGUCCGCCUACUUCAGGACACUCACGGAGAACUUGAGAAACGCGUGGAGAGAAGCUGAGAUUCAACACGAGCAUGCUGAUUAG